UAUUAUUAUUAUUAUUAUUUUUUAAUUAAACAGAAAUAAAUCUAUCUUUCUUCUUAUUGGAGAUACUGCUUCUCCUUUCUUGGUUCUCUCUUUUUUGAGCGUUUCGUUUUAGGUUCUACUCAAUUACAGAAAGCGAGAUUUUCAGCUCUGAUUUAGAGAUUGGUUCGACACAGCGAUGUCGCAGAACCUUAGCGAAGCUUUGUGAAGAAGACUUGACAGGGAAAGCGAACAAAAAAGGAGAAAUUUCCAGCAAUGGUUGUCCAGUGCCCGAUAGCUGCUGAGGAAGGCGGCUGUAUGCGCUGACGCCAACCUCCACCUUCGGUGCAAUUCACGCGCGGUGGUCCCUGCGGCCUCCUGUUAUUUUAUAUUUUGGGUGCAAAACAGAGACCACCUUGUCUUAAUGUUCUUGACUAGGAAAACUGAUUGAAAAUUAAAGAGAAGAUGACAAAGGGGCGUUGGAGAGAGUCUAUAAAAUCAUUCUUUGGCAGACACAUUGAUCCAGAGAAAGAUGAACAACUAAAAGGAACUAAAACUGAAAUUGAGAACAAAGUAAAGAUGAUCUUUAAGCUUCUCAAAGAGGAAGAUAUUGAAGAAAAAGAUGGACUCUCAGUAGAAAACUCCAAAAAAGAACCUCUUGUUGAGCUAAUUGAGGAUUUCCACAAACAUUACCAGUUGCUCUAUGAACAAUAUGAUCAUCUGACUGGAGAGCUACAAAAAAAAUUUCGUGGGAAACAAGGAACAGAGUCAUCUUCUUCAUCAAGCUCAGACUCAGAAUCUGAGUAUUCUUCCAAGGACAAAGGAAGUAAAAAUGGAAAACUCGAAAAUGAAUAUCAAAAGAUAGCAGACGUUAUAAAGCAAGAACUUGAAAUGACAAAUCUAGAGGUUGCAGAACUGAAGAGUAAGUUGACAGCUACCAAUGAAGAAAAGGAUGCAUUAAAUUUGGAACAUCAGGCAGCUUUAAGCAAAAUACAAGAAGCAGAGGAGAUCCAUAAAAAGUUGAAGUUUGAAGUUGAAAGAUUAGAUGUGGAGAAAGAAAAUCUUCUGGUUGAGAACGGAGAGUUGAAGCAAAACCUUGAUAAAGCUGGCAAUAUAGAAGCAGAACUGAACAAGAGAUUGGAGGAAAUGAAAAAAGAGAAGGAUAACUUGAUUGUGGAGAAAGAGACUGCCAUUAAGAGGUUUGAAGAGGGAGAACAAACAACAGAGGAAUUAAAAGUUGUUAUGAGUCAACUGCAAGAAGAGAAGGCAGUUCUUGGGCAAGAACUAGAAAGUUAUAGAGCAGAAGUUGCUAGUAUGAAACAGCAAUUAGAAUCUGCAGAGCAGCAAGUAUCAGAUUUCAGCCAAAAAUUGACUCAAUAUGAGGAAGAAAAUAGAUCUAUUACUUCUUCAAUUUUGGUACAGAAUUCAAGAUUGGAAGAUAUGACUAGAGAGAAAGACAACCUGCUCAGGGAGAAAGAGACUGCUGUGAGAAGAAUUGAAGAGAUAGAGAAGACUACUGAAGACUUAAGAACUUUGGCUGAUAGAUUGCAGGAUGAGAAAACAAUGCUGGGGCAAGAAAUAGAAACCCUUAGAGAGGAACUUACCAGCAGGAAGCAGCAACUGGAAUCUACAGAGCAGAUGGUAUCAGAACUUAAUCACACUUUGGAAGUUGCUGAGAAAGAAAAGGAAGUUCUCGGGCAAGAACUAGAAGGUUUGAGAGCAGAAAUCGCCAGUAUGAAGCAGCAACUAGAAUCUGCAGAGCUGCAAGUGUCAGAUAUAAGCCAAAAAUUGACACAUUCUGAGGAAGAAAAUAAAUCUCUUACCUCUUCAGUUUUGGUACAGAAUUCAAGAUUGGAAGAUAUGGCUAGAGAGAAAAACAACCUGCUCAUGGAGAAAGAGACUGCUGUGAGAAGAAUUGAAGAGAUAGAGAGGACUAUUGAAGACUUAAGAACUUUGGCUGAUCAAUUGCAGGAUGAGAAAACAAUGCUCAGGCAAGAAAUAGAAACCCUUAGAGAGGAACUUACAAGCAGGCAGCAGCAACUGGGAUCUACAGAGAAGAUGGUAUCAGAACUUAAUCACACUUUGGAAGUUGCUGACAAAGAAAAGGUAGUUCUUGGGCAAGAGCUAGAAAGUUUUAGAGCAGAAGUCACCAGUUUGAAGCAGCAAUUAGAAUGUGCAGAGCUGCAAGUUUCAGAUUUAAGCCAAAAAUUGACACAUUAUGAGGAAGAAAAUAAAUCUCUUACCUCAUCAGUUUCGGUACAGAAUUCAAGAUUGGAAGAUAUGACUAGAGAGAAAGCCAACCUGCUCAUGGAGAAAGAGACUGCUGUGAGAAGAAUUGAAGAGAUAGAGAAGACUACUGAAGACUUAAGAUCUUUGGCUGAUCGAUUGCAGGAUGAGAAAACAAUGCUGGGGCAAGAAAUAGGAGCUCUUGGGGAGGAACUUACCAGCAGGAAGCAGCAACUGGAAUUUACAGAGCAGAUGGUAUCAGAACUUAAUCACAGUUUGGAAGUUGCUGAGAAAGAAAAGGAAAUUCUCAGGCAAGAACUAGAAAAUUUUAGUGCAGAAGUUGCCAGUAUUAAGCAGCAACUAGAAUCUGCAGUGCUACAAGUGUCAGAUUUAAGCCAAAAAUUGACACAUUCUGAGGAAGAAAAUAAAUCUCUUGCCUCGUCAAUUUUGGUACAGAAUUCAAGAUUGGAAGAUAUGACUACAGAGAGAGACAACCUGCUCAUGGAGAAAGAGACUGCUGUGAGAAGAAUUGAAGAGAUAGAGAAGACUACUGAAGAUUUGAGAACUUUGGCUGAUCGAUUGCAGGAUGAGAAAACAAUGCUGGGGCAAGAAAUAGAAACCCUCAGAGAGGAACUUACCAGCAGGAGGCACCAACUGGAGUCUACAGAGCACAUUGUAUCCAAACUUAAUCACACUUUGGAAGUUGCUGACAAAGAAAAGGCAGUUCUCGGGCAAGAACUAGAAAGUUUUAGAGAAGAAGUCAACAGUAUGAAGCAGCAACUAGAAUAUGCAGAGCUGCAAGUGUCAGAUUUAAGCCAAAAGUUGACACUUUCUGAGGAAGAAAAUACAUCUCUUGCCUCGUCAACUUUGGUACAGAAUUCAAGAUUGGAAGAUAUGACUAGAGAGAAAGACAACCUGCUCAUGGAGAAAGAGACUGCUGUGAGAAGAAUUGAAGAGAUAGAGAAGACUGCUGAAGACUUGAGAACCUUGGCUGAUCGAUUACAGGAUGAGAAAGCAAUGCUGGGGCAAGAAGUAGAAACCCUUGGAGAGGAACUUACCAGCAGGAAGCAACAACUGCAAUCUGUAGAGCAGAUGGCAGCAGAUCUUAAUCACAGUUUGGAAGUUGCUGAGAAAGAAAAGGUAAUUCUUGGGCAACAACUAGAAAAUUUUAGAGCAGAAGUUGCCAGUAUUAAGCAGCAACUAGAAUCUGCAGAGCAACAAGUGUCAAAUUUAAGCCAAAAAUUGACACAUUCUGAGGAAGAAAAUAAAUCUCUUACCUCAUCAAUUUUGGUACAAAGUUCAAGAUUGGAAGAUAUGACUAGAGAGAAAGACAACCUGUUCAUGGAGAAAGAGACUGCUGUGAGAAGAAUUGAAGAGAUGGAGGAUACUGCAGAAGACUUGAGAACCUUGGCUGAUCGAUUACAGGAUGAGAAAGCAAUGCUGGGGCAAGAAGUAGAAACCCUUAGAGAGGAACUUACCAGCAGGAAGCAACAACUGGAAUCUGUAGAGCAGAUGGCAUCCGAUCUUAAUCACAGUUUGGAAGUUGCUGACAAAGAGAAUGUUUCUCUAACCUUAAAAGUUACAGAAAUUUCAAAUGAAAUUCAACUGGCACAAAAUACAAUAACAGAACUUAUGUCAGAGUCACGUCAACUAAAGGAGAAAUUGAUUGAGAAGGAAAAGGAGUUGUCAUCUCUUGCAGAGAUGCUUAAGGCACAUAGUAAUGAAUCAUCAACUCAGAUAAAGGAAUUAGAAGCGCUAGUGACUGGCCUAAAACUGGAGCUGGAAUCAUUAAGAGCCCAGAAUAGAGAUUUGGAGGUGCAGGUUGACAGCAAAACUUCUGAAGUAAAAGUGGUGGAAGCAGAUAAUUUACAACUAAAAGCCCAGAUUUUAGAACUUGAAAUGAUCUCAAAAGAAAGAGGAGAUGAACUUUUUGCUCUCACAAAGAAACUUGAUGAUAAUGAGAAAGAAUCAUUGUCUAGAGUAGAAAUCCUGACAGCACAAGUCAACACUGUUCUAGCAGACUUGGAAUCUUUACGCACACAGAAAGCAGAGUUGGAAGAACAUAUGAUAAGUAAAGGCGAUGAAGCAUCAAUUCAAGUCAAGGGUCUCAUGGAUCAGGUUAAUGGGUUACAACAGCAACUGGAGUCUUUGCACAAUGAGAAAGCUGAACUAGAAGUGCAACUGGAGAAAAAAACUCAUGAAAUUUCAGAUUUCCUGGUUCAGAAAGAAAAUCUGAAAGAGGAGAUAGCACACAGGACUGAAGAUUAUCAGAGAAUGUUUGGAGAGAAAGAAAUUUUGACUUUACAAAUGAAAAAUCUGGAAUUGGAGGUGGAGACUUUACGCAACCAGAAAACCGAUCUUGAAGAUCAAGUAAGAACUCAAAUCAAAGAAAGUGGGCGGUUAGGAGAGGAGAUUGUGGGUUUACAGAAUAUAAUUUUUGAAUUGGAAAAAACAUUAACAGAAAGAGAGCUAGAGUUCUCUGCCCUCCAGGAGAGACAAGAAAAAGGAGAGAAUGAAGCUUCUGUUCAGAUAAUGGCUUUAACUACACAGACUGACAAUCUGCGAAUGGAAUUAAAUUCCUUACUGGCUGAGAAGAACCAAUUGCAGUUGCAGCUUGACAAAGAGAAACAAAAAUUUUCAGAAAGCGUGACAGAGAUGGAAAAUCAGAAGUCUGAGUUCAUGAGCAAAAUUGCAGAUCAGCAAAAAAUGCUGGCAGAACAGGAGGGGGCGUACAAGAAGCUGACUGAGGAGUAUAAGCAAGUGGAAAGUUGGUUCCAGGAGAGCAAGGAAAAUCUAAAGGCAACUGAAAGGAAAGUGGAGGAAAUGGCAAAAGAAUUCCAGAAGAAUACCGAGUCCAAAGAUCAGAUAGUGGCUGAAUUGGAAGAAAUAAUUGAAGACCUGAAAAGAGAUCUUGAAGUAAAAGGAGAUGAUCUGAAUACUUUGGUCGAGAAUGUCCGCAAUAUUGAGGUUAAGCUCCGGUUGUCAAACCAGAAGCUUCGGGUCACGGAACAAUUACUAACUGAGAAGGAAGAGAGCUUUCGGAAAGCAGAAACAAGCUACCAGAAAGAGCUGGGAGUACUGGGGGAAAGGAUUGCCACGCUGUCCGGGAUAAUAGCUGCUACCAAUGAAGCUUGUCAGAGGAUGGUAACAGAUAUGUCAGAGAAAGUAAACAGUACUUUGACAGGAGCAGAAGCUAUGACCCGAAAAUUUGAAGAGGACUGUGACAGCAUCGUACAAUGUAUUUUGGGGAUGUCAAAUGAGAUUGAGAUUGCAAAGAAUAGAGUAAUAGUGAUGAAGAAUGAGAAGGAACGACUCAGAAAAGAAGUAGGUGAUCUAGUACUACAGUUGCAAGUUACAAAAGAACGGGAAUCAGCAUUGAGAGAGAAGGUUGAACAACUAGAAUUUAAUGUAAGAAAGGAUGAAGGGGAGAAAGAGAACUUAACUAAAGCUGUUAACCAAUUGGAAAAAAAGGUGGCAGCAUUAGAGAAAAUGAUGAAAGAGAAGGAUGAAGGUAUAUUAGACCUGGGGGAGACCAAGAGAGAGGCGAUAAGGCAGCUGUGCUUAUGGAUUGAUUAUCACCGCAGUCGUUGUGAUCAUCUCAGAGAAAUUCUGUCGAAGAUGCCUGUGAGAGGCCAGAGGGCGGCUUAGAAGUCAGAUAUUUAUGAUCCCAGUACAUUUUGGUAAUUUUUGUGGCAUAUAUAUUUCAUUGCUUCAUUUUUUUUUUAUUGGAAGCAUUGUCAAUGUCAACAUCCUUAGGUGAUGAUUGAACGUUACUAGUUAUCAUGUAUGGUAAGGUUUGCUUGCAUUUGAUUCAUCAAACACCAGGUUGUAUAGAAUUCAUUGUCAUGCUUUGGUUUGAGCUUGAAACUAUAGUUUAGAUUGUGAUUCAACGUUGCUAAA
Molecule: messenger RNA, 6102 nt
Organism: Manihot esculenta (cassava)
Lineage: Eukaryota; Viridiplantae; Streptophyta; Magnoliopsida; Malpighiales; Euphorbiaceae
Product: COP1-interactive protein 1
Exons: 5
Coding region: 442-5850 (1802 amino acids)
Molecular function (GO): actin binding
Source: RefSeq, a predicted model, not a curated record